AUCUCCGACAUCUACAUCAGCGGGGAGUCGGGGGACAUGUCGGCCAAGGAGAAGCUGCUUCUGUGGACACAGAAGGUGACAGCGGGUUACAUCGGGGUGAAGUGUACCAACUUCUCAUCAUGCUGGAGCGAUGGGAAGAUGUUCAAUGCGCUCAUCCACAGAUACAGGCCAGAUCUGGUGGACAUGGAGAGGGUGCAGAUCCAGAGUAACCGGGAGAACCUGGAGCAGGCCUUUGAGAUCGCUGAGCGGCUGGGGGUCACGCGGCUGCUGGACGCCGAAGACGUGGACGUCCCCUCUCCGGAUGAGAAAUCCGUGAUAACUUAUGUGUCUUCAAUCUACGAUGCCUUUCCCAAAGUCCCUGAGGGAGGAGAAGGGAUCAGCGCUAUCGAGGUGGAUUCGAGGUGGUUGGAGUACCAGAGCCGUGUGGAGUCCCUCAUCUCAUGGAUCAAGCAGCACACGAUACUCAUGUCAGAUAAAUCCUUCCCCCACAACCCUGUAGAGCUAAAGGCACUUUAUAACCAAUACAUACACUUCAAAGAAACUGAAAUCCCAGCAAAGGAGCAGGAAAAAGGAAGGAUAGAGGAGCUCUACAAACUGUUAGAGGUAUGGAUUGAAUUUGGACGCAUCAAGUUGCCCCAGGGGUACCACCCCAAUGACGUGGAGGAGGAGUGGGGCAAGCUCAUCAUAGAGAUGCUGGAGCGCGAGAAGCUCCUGCGGCCGGCGGUGGAGAGGCUGGAAUUGCUGCUACAAAUCGCUAACAAAAUCCAGAACGGUGCUCUGAGCUGUGAAGAAAAACUCACUCUUGCAAAGAACACGCUGCAAGCUGACGCUGCUCACCUGGAGUCAGGCCAGCCGGUGCAGUACGAAUCCGACGUGGUCAUGUAUCUGCAGGAGUGUGAGGGGCUCAUCCGCCAGCUGCAGGUGGAUGUGCAGAUCCUUCGGGAUGAGAAUUAUUACCAGCUGGAGGAGCUGGUGUUCAGGAUCAUGCGGCUGCAAGACGAGCUGGUGACGCUGAGGCUGGAAUGCACUAACCUCUACAGGAAAGGCCACUUCUCCACCGUGGAGCUGGUGCCUCCUUCCAUGCUGAGCACAACGCACUUGAAGGGCGAGUCCCUGACGAAAGGGCUGCACACCACGUCUGCCUCCUGGUUCCGGAAGCCCAUGACCAGGACAGAGCUGGUGGCCAUCUCCUCUACCGAAGACGAAGGCAGCCUCCGGUUUGUGUACGAGCUGCUGGCCUGGGUGGAGGAAAUGCAGAUGAGACUGGAGCGGGCAGAGUGGGGGAGUGACCUACCGAGUGUGGAAACCCAGCUGGAGACCCAGCGGCACGUCCACACCAGCGUGGAGGACCUGGGCUCCAGUGUAAAGGAGGCCAGGAUGUACGAGGGUAAAAUGUCUCAGAAUUUCCGCGCUAGCUACACGGAGACGCUCGGCAAGCUGGAGACGCAGUACUGCAAGCUGAUGGAAACCUCAAGCUUCCGACUGAGACACCUCCAGAGCUUACACGGGUUUGUGUCUCGGGCCACUGCUGAGCUGAUUUGGCUGAAUGAGAAGGAGGAGGAGGAACUGGCCUACGACUGGAGCGACAACAACCCUAACAUUGCAGCCAAGAGAAACUACUUCUUGGAGCUGACGACGGAGCUGGAAGAGAAGCAGGACAUCUUCCGCUCCCUCCAAGACACAGCCGAGCUGCUGUCCCUGGAGAACCACCCGGCCAAGCAAACCGUAGAGGCGUACAGCGCUGCCGUGCAGACUCAGUGGCAGUGGAUUAAGCAGCUCUGCCUGUGUGUGGAACAGCACGUGAAGGAGAACGCUGCCUAUUUCCAGUUCUUCAGCGAUGCCCGGGAGUCAGAGACCUACCUGCGCAACCUGCAGGACUCCAUCAAGAGGAAGUAUUCUUGCGACCACAACACGAGCCUGACGCGGCUGGAGGACCUGCUGCAGGACUCCAUGGACGAGAAGGAGCAGCUCAUUCAGUCCAAGAGCUCCGUUGCCAGCCUGGUGGGACGGUCCAAAACCAUCGUUCAGCUCCGGCCCAGGAACCCGGAGCACGUUGUGAAAAGCACGAUCCCCAUCAAGGCUGUUUGUGACUAUCGGCAGAUCGAGAUCACCAUCUGCAGGAACGACGAGUGCGUGCUGGAGGACAAUUCCCAGAGGACCAAGUGGAAGGUGAUCAGCCCCACGGGGAACGAGGCCAUGGUGCCCUCUGUCUGCUUCCUGAUCCCCCCGCCCAACAAGGAGGCCAUUGAGAUGGCCAACAGGGUAGAACAGUUGUACCAGAAGGUGAUGGCUCUCUGGCACCAGCUCCACAUGAACACAAAGAGCCUCAUCUCCUGGAACUACCUGCGGAAGGACAUAGCCCUGGUGCAGAGCUUCAGCAUGGAAAAGCUCAGAUCCUUAGCGCAAGGGGAGUGCCAGCAAGCCAUGAAGAGCCUCCAGGCGCACUACGAGGACUUCCUGCAGGACAGCCGGGACUCGGAGCUCUUCUCUGUGUCCGACCGGCUGCGCCUGGAGGAGGAAGUGGAGUCUUCCAAGGAACACAUCCGGCAGCUGCUGGAGUCCAUGGAGAACGAGGACAAGGAUGAGACCGUUGCCAGGACAUAUCUCUCAGAGCUGAAGAACAUCCGUCUGCGUCUGGAGGAGUGUGAGCAGAGGCUAGUGAACCGAAUCCAGUCCCCAAGCGGCGCCCGAGCAGAUGGUGAUACUAUCCAGGAAAACACCAUCCGCAUUGCAGAGCAGGAGCGCAUGCAGGAGGAUCUGCAGCGGCUGCAAUCGGACCUGCGGUUUGUUUCUGAGAGAUGCUACAGCUUCCUCGACAAGGCACCCGCGGGGUCCAGCACGCCCCACUUGCGUUCUGAACUGGACUUGGUGGUGAACAAGAUGGACCAGAUGUAUGGGCUGUCUUCCACCUACCUGGACAAGUUGAAGACAGUUGAUGUCAUUGUUCGUAACACCCAAGGAGCGGAGUCUCUGGUGAAAGGGUACGAGGUUAAGCUGAGCCAAGAGGAGGCAGUCCCCGCCGACCUGGCGGCUAUUCAGUCUCACAGAACGGCGUUACAGCAAUGGCUUGGAGAAGUGAAGGACAAGAGCUCUGUCUUCUCCACGUUGGAGGAAGAGAUGGCAAAAGCAAAGGCGGUGGGAGAGCAGCUGUACCGGCUGAGACAAGAGCGCAGCAUCGACCUCGAGCGCUAUCAGGAGAAGGGAAGCCAGCUGUGGGACCGCUGGCAGCGAGUCUGCGCCCAGAUUGAGACCCGCCACGCAGAGCUGGAGAGCAUCCAGGAGGUGCUGAGUGAUUACCGGCAGUGCCACAGUGCCCUAAUCCACUGGAUCGAGGAGAUCACGGUCCAGCAGGAGCUGAUGAAGCCUGGGCAGGCGGAGGACAGCCGGGUGCUGUCGGAGCAGCUGAGCCAGCAGACGGCUUUGGCUGCAGAAAUCGAGAAAAAUCAAGCCAAACUGGACCAGUGUCAGAAAUUCUCCCAGCAGUACUCGGCUGCCGUCAAGGACUAUGAGUUGCAGCUCAUGACAUACAGGGCGUUUGUCGAGUCGCAGCAGAAGUCUCCCAUGAAACGCCGUCGCAUGCUCUCGUCCUCGGACGCCAUCACGCAGGAGUUCAUGGAUUUGCGGACUCGCUAUACAGCUCUGGUAACGUUAACCACGCAGCACGUGAAGUACAUCAGUGAUGCUCUCCGGCGGCUGGAGGAGGAGGAGAAAGUAGUGGAGGAGGAGAAGCAGGAGCAUGUGGACAAGGUGAAGGAGCUCCUGGGCUGGGCCCUGGGCUUGAAGCAGAGCACGCAAGGCAGGAUGGCUGCUGCCGGGAGCAGAGAGCUGGGCGACAUCGAGAAAUCCAUCUCGGAGCAGCAGGCCCUGAAUGAGGAGCUGGCUGCAAAGAAGGAGCAGGUCUCUGAGGCCAUCAAAACUUCACAAAUCUUCCUGGCAAAACACAGUCACAAGCUUUCCCAUCUGGAGAAGGAACAGAUUUCUGCUCAGAUCGGUGCUCUGAAGGAGACCUACCAGGCACUCUGCAGCGACUCCACGGAGCAGCUCCAGCAGCUCCAGAGCCAGCUGGCUCAGGAGACGGAGCACAAGACGCUGCAGGAGCAGCAGGCAGCCCGGGCGCAGAGCCUGGCCGAGCUGAGCCGCUGGCUGUGCCAGGCGGAGGACACGCUGGCCGAGCAGCAGAGAGCAGCCAGCGAAGGGGACCUGUCCGCCUUGCAGCAGAGGCAAAGCGAUGUUAAGGAGCUGCAGAGGAACAUGCACACCCGAGCCGCCUCCUUCGCCAGCGUCCUGAAAGGCACAGAGGAGUUUUUGGAGGAGAACAAGGCGAAGAUGGAGCCUGGGGAGCUGGCAGCACUGCAGGAGAAGCUCCAGCAUGCCAAGGAGCAGUACCGGUCCCUGCAGGAGAGGACGGAGAUGGCCCAGAAGGAGCUGGAGAGCGCUGUGACUGCUGCAGUGCAGCAGGAGACUGAAAAGGUGAAAGCUGCCAAAGAGCUGGAGGAGAACAGCAAUAAGAUCGAUUCCCUUUUGAACUGGGUGGCAUCACUGGAGCAGAAGGGAGGGCUCCUGGAGUACAGAGUGCACCCCAUCGAGCAAGCGCCGGGGGCGCAAGCGGGGACAGGCACUCGGGACGUCCCCGACAGCUGCGUCGUGGGAGCAGACAGCGCUGCCGAGAGCCUGGAUGAGCAAUACGAGAGGCUGAAGGCCCAGCACCAGGAGCUGCUGUCCCAGCAGCAGGACGUCAUCCUGGCCACGCAGUCGGCGCAGGCUUUCCUGGACAAGCAUGGCCACAGCCUGGCUGGGGAGGAGCGGGACCGGCUCCAGGGCCGGCUGGCAGAGCUGAAGGACCAGUACGCGGCUUCCUUCUCGCAGUCGGAGACGCGGCUGAAGCAAGUGCAAGUCCUGCGGGACGAGCUGCAGAAGUUCUUGCGGGAUCACGGGGAGUUUGAGGCUUGGCUGAAGCAAGCAGAGCAGGAUCUGGAGGGGAUGUACAAGGGCGACAGCGACCCUGCGGCCCUCCGGCAGCUGCUCCUGCGGCAGGGGAGCUUCUCGGAAGAUGUGAUCUCCCACAAAGGCGACCUGCGGUUCGUUACCAUGUCGGGGCAGAAGGUGCUGGAUGCAGAGGGAGCUGCCGGGGACGCAGGGUCCCAGCUGCUGGCGUCCGGGAGCGUGGUCAAGAGCAAGCUGGAGGAUGCGACGCAGAGAUACACCACGUUGCACUCCAAGUGCACCAAGCUGGGCUCCCACCUGAACACCUUGCUGGAUCACUACCAGCAGUUCCAAGAGGUGGCAGAGUCUCUCAGGACGUGGCUGCAGGAGAGCGAAGCUGCCGUUGGGAAACUGCUCUCGGAGACGGUUUCUUCAGAUCCAGCUGUUCUGCAAGAGCAGCUCGCCAGCGCUAAGCAGCUGCAGGGAGACCUCGCUGAGCAGCAGGUGCCGGUGGAGAAGCUCCAGAAAGCGGCUCGGUCUCUGCUGGACGUACAAGGGGAGCCGGCCCCAGACCACAGGCACGUCCAGGAAACAACAGAUGCCAUCGUGAGCCGCUUCCAGAGCCUCUCCCAGCGGAUGGCCGAGCGCUUGGACCUGCUGCAGAAAUCCAUCGCCCAGUCGCAGAGCGUCCAGGAGAGCCUGGAGAGCCUCCUCCAGUCAGUGGCUCAGAUCGAGAAGAGCCUGGAGGGAGAGCAGCCGGCAGCGCUCUCCUCCACCUCUAUCCAGGACUCACUUGCCACGAGUGCGAAGCUGAAGCAGGACAUCGCCAGGCAGAAGAGCUGCCUGGAAGCCACCCGUGAGAUGGUGACGCGGUUCAUGGAGGCGGCAGACAGCCCCACGGCCUCUGCCCUGCAGGGCAAGCUGGCGGAGGUGACGGAGCAUUUCGGCAGGCUGUGCCGGCAGCAGCGGGAGAGGGAGGACGCGCUGAAGGGCCUCCUCCCAAAGGUCGAGCAGUAUGAGCAGCUCUCGGAGAAGUUGCAGCAGUUCACGGAGAGCAGAGCGCGGAUGUUGGCAUCCGGGAACCAGCCGGACCGGGACAUCGCUCACUUCUCCCAGCACAUCCAGGAACUGAAUUCGGAGAUGAGGCAGCACCAGGAGGACCUGGCCGUCCUGGAGCACCUGGCUGCAGAGCUGAGCUCCUGCGGCUUCGCCCCCAGCGCCUCCCAGCAGCAGGAGAAGCUGCAGAGCCUGAAGAAGGACUUCCUGCAGCUGCAGAAGGUGGCCAAAGAGAGGUGA
Balearica regulorum gibbericeps (East African grey crowned-crane) is the source of this 6219-nucleotide messenger RNA. Lineage: Eukaryota; Metazoa; Chordata; Aves; Gruiformes; Gruidae. The record is from RefSeq and is a predicted model, not a curated record.